AUGUUCAUCUUAUUCGACUUUGUCGUUCACAACCCAACGCAUUCGGAGACAUCUAGCAACCUAGCAUUAUUAGAAGUUGCCGGUGGUCAUUUCAGCCGACUCGAAUACGUCACAGGGGGUUCGCUACCUAGCUCGAUCUUGGCUGAAUUUGCAUAUCUCGCUCGAACAUUCGUUCGUAGCCACGAACAGCAGAACGGGGACGAUCAGCCUCUUCCUACUACGGUCACAGAUCACCCAGUGGCUAGGCAGGAGCCUAACUCCGAGCGGAGACCGUAUGGAUUGGAAACUCCGACGGCCAAUGGGGCUCCAAUUUCGGUGGACCCGCAGGAGUCAACGCCGCUUCAUCUUUCGUCGUUUGACCAUAUGACACCGGAAAUUGAAUUUCCUCCAGGAUUCAAUGUCAUGGAUCUCUUCGGAACAUCGGUCCCAUUCGAUCAGUAUUUUCUCUUCGACAAUGUCUAA
Molecule: messenger RNA, 462 nt
Organism: Aspergillus melleus
Lineage: Eukaryota; Fungi; Ascomycota; Eurotiomycetes; Eurotiales; Aspergillaceae
Exons: 2
Coding region: 1-462 (153 amino acids)
Source: RefSeq, a predicted model, not a curated record